Molecule: messenger RNA, 1077 nt
Organism: Nelumbo nucifera (sacred lotus)
Lineage: Eukaryota; Viridiplantae; Streptophyta; Magnoliopsida; Proteales; Nelumbonaceae
Product: 15.4 kDa class V heat shock protein-like
Source: RefSeq, a predicted model, not a curated record
AAAGUUGGUAGUGGGCCUCUGACCGUCAGUUGCCCAGACGCACCUUUCUUUUCUUUUGACUGUCAGCCAUCCCCUUCUGCAAAUUGCAAAAUGCGUAUCGGGCUCCAUUGUCGGCUACCCAAUUCCAGUGGUAUUAAAAAACAAACCAUUUAGUUUACAUCAAUUGAAGAAACAGCAAACAAGAAGAAUUGGGGCUCCUAACUUGAGGGUUCAUAACUUCAAUCUACCAAAAAAAAAAAAAAAAACUUGAGGGUUCUUUGGGCCAAUCAUCUUCUCCUCUCCUAACCCAGCAAAGCAAGGGGGCCAAAUGUUUUCCAAUUCUAUUAUUCUAAGGCUAGCCUGAAGCCUCGUUUAUAAAUAAUGAGAAAGCAAAUCUGUUUCCCCAGUCUCCUUCCCACUCUCAAGAAAACCAAACCCAUCACCAAAAAGUUGGAGAAAUCAGAAAUGGAAUUCCAGGCGUUCCAACCUUCUCCAUGGCCUUUCUUCUUCACCUCUCCCUUUCUCUUCCCAUCUUACAUCAUCCCUGAAAACUAUGUCCACUGGACUGAAACUCCGGAGUUUCAUAUUUAUACAGCCGACUUGCCAGGUGUCAGAAAGGAGGAAAUUAGAGUGGAAGUCGAGGAUUCGCGGUACCUCAUAAUCCGAACACAGGGGAUCGUUGAGGUAACAGAACCCAGCAGGAGUUUCACGAGGAAAUUCCGGCUCCCAGCUCUGGUCGAUGUGGAUAGGAUUUCUGCUGGAUAUGAAGAUGGGGUCCUGAGGGUUACGGUUCCACGAAGAGGCCGCUUCAGGAUCGAUCCUGCUCACUUGCCGGAGCGGCGCGAAAUUCUUGCACCGGCGGCUUGACUCCUCUUUAUGAUUUUAGCUUCCGGCGUUCAACUAAGUUAUUAUUUCUUCAUCAAUAGUUCCACUGUUUUUUUUUUUUUUUAAUCCAAGGAAGAUUUGGAAUACUGAUUAGACGUAGUGGGUGCUAAAAUUAAAGCCUAUUUGUUAGGAAAUUUGUACGUAUAAGAAUGAAUGAACGAAUUCAAUGAAGCAUUGUAAUUGUUAGCUUUCAAUUUGAAGCCAUAUUUGUCA